Molecule: messenger RNA, 327 nt
Organism: Symbiodinium necroappetens
Lineage: Eukaryota; Dinophyceae; Suessiales; Symbiodiniaceae
Source: the annotation of a GenBank genome assembly
GCAGCGGUGGGUCGAGCUCACUACGAACGGUCCAAUCGGGCCACUGCCGUCUUGGGAGUACGACCAAGCGAUGGAGCUGCAGACGCGGCCAGUCGGGGGACGAUACACGGCUGUGAAGCUGAGGCCAGAGCCUCCCGUCGACGAGGCGGCAAUUCCUCCAGCCCCUCACCCCACGCCGCGUCCGGCCACAAGCGGUGGUCGAAUCCGGCCGCCAGUUCCUGCUCCUCCGAUCAGUCGCGGACGGAGCGCCGGUGCUUUGCCAGCGGCUCGCGCCGAGGCGGUGGCCGUGUUCGGCCUGCGGGGUACAGGGCUGCCACCUCCAGCAAG